GGACAGCAGUGGCCAAGGCCAGCGGGCAGUAGCCAAGGCCAGGGGGCAGCUGCACCCCUCCAGUGGGGCACAGUUCAGUCCCCAGUGGGUCCAGGGAGCCAUGCAGAGGGCCCUGCUGCGGCCCAGCUCAGCCUUGUGGAGGUCAGUCUCCAUGGGCAGCAGCAGCAGGGCGGCCCCCCGGGACCUGCUGGCCAACAAGGUGGCCCUGGUCACCGCCUCCACGGACGGGAUCGGGUUGGCGGUGGCCCGACGGCUGGGCCAGGACGGGGCACACGUGGUGCUGAGCAGCCGCAAACAGAAGAACGUGGACCGGGCCGUGACGGCCCUGCAGGCCGAGGGGCUCAGCGUGUCGGGCACCGUGUGCCACGUCGGGAAGGCCGAGGACCGGGAGCGGCUGGUGGCCACGGCCCUGGAGCGCUACGGGGGCAUCGACAUCCUGGUCUCCAACGCGGCCGUCAAUCCUUUCUUUGGGAGCCUGCUCGAUGCCUCCGAGGAAGUGUGGGACAAGAUUCUGGAUAUUAACGUGAAGGCCACGGCUCUGCUGGUGAAGGCAGUGGUCCCUGAGAUGGAGAAAAGGGGCGGCGGCUCUGUGGUCAUCGUAUCCUCCAUUGCAGCCUUCGCCCCCUUUCCUGCUCUGGGCCCUUAUAACGUCAGUAAAACAGCCUUGCUGGGUCUGACGAAGAACCUGGCCCUGGAGCUGGCCCCAAGGGGUAUCCGAGUGAACUGCCUGGCCCCGGGGCUAAUCAAGACCAACUUCAGCUCUGUGUUCUGGAAGGACCAAGCUGCAAAGGCUAGCAUCCUGGAAGCCAUGAAGAUCAGCAGGCUUGGAGAGCCGGAAGACUGCGCCGGAAUCGUGUCUUUCCUCUGCAGCCCUGAUGCCAACUACAUCACGGGCGAGACCGUGGUGGUGGGCGGAGGAACCCCCUCGCGACUCUGACGGGGGCAAAGCAGGGCCUGGAGCUUGGACGUCUGGGUCCUGGCCUUGGGACUUGGCCAUCGGCCUUCUUUUCCGCCCAGCCCACUGCUGCCGUCACCAAAAGAUGAAUAAAUUCUUACAAGUUGUGUAGCG
This is a messenger RNA of Tachyglossus aculeatus (Australian echidna), 1069 nucleotides long. Its product is annotated as dehydrogenase/reductase SDR family member 4-like. Lineage: Eukaryota; Metazoa; Chordata; Mammalia; Monotremata; Tachyglossidae. Bases 101 to 937 code for a protein of 278 amino acids. Gene Ontology annotation, molecular function: carbonyl reductase (NADPH) activity. The record is from RefSeq and is a predicted model, not a curated record. The transcript has 8 exons.